GAAUACGAAAGUUGCAGACGACAGACGAAUGUUUUUGUCGUCUGCUUCUGAGGAAACCUUCCUUUUCAUCUUUAAUAGAGGAUAACUUCUUGAUUUUUUUGCAAAACGACUUGAGUAUUUUACGCCGCGGUACACAACGUCAGGUCCUACGCUAUGGCUGUGACUUUAUUUGAGGCUUUUCUUCUUUUUGCAAGCUAUGGAUGAAGGGUGCUUUUCCACAAAUGACGAACUCUAAAUAGCGCUGGAAGACACCUGGCCAUAAAUACGAAAAGUGGAAACUUAUAAGCAAUUAUGCUGCCGAGUAAAAACAGCAAAACAUCCGACGAAAAUAGUUUCCAGGCUGACGAACUUUCAAAUUUGACUGACGGUCCUGGCGAGAUUGAAUUAGAAAGGAGACCAAAAAGACCAAAAGGCGUCUAUUCACUCCCAUUUGCAAGGGUGUCAAAGACUGUCAAGCGAUACAGAAAGGAGGAGGAAGAGAAUACUGAGGUCGACCCAAGUCGUGAGACAUUUGACUGGGAUGCCAUUGGAUAUGAUGAGUCAUCGUCUUUCUUUGACAAUUCUUCAACACUUGAUGAUCUACUUGGAGUGAAGUCAAGUCAAAGAGUAAACAGGGAGGCCUCCUCUGGGUCCUCGAAAGUGAGAUACUGGUUGGAUAGAAAGGACUUGCCUCACCCCAGCAAGUUACGAUCAUCAGGUAGAGACAGGAAGAGGAAGAGGAGAGAUGACAACCAUGUGCAGCACCAUGUUGCCCAACUGAAAAAGAAGCGGACAGAUUUUGACUGUUUCAGACUGGCAUCAACAAAUGCCACUGACCUAAGGGUAAGGACCAAAAGAGAUAGUGACAACUCAGUUCAAGAGGAAGAGAAUUUUCAACCGUCUGCAUACAGUGUCAAGUCUACGAGAGAUAUGCAGAGGUACAGAGGUCCUAAGUCACCACUCUCUGUGUGGAAUAUCCCUGGCCACUGCAGGACUCCUGGUGUACAGCAGGUUCCAACAAUGUCUCCAGCAGAGCCCAACUUCCUGCAGUACAGCACAGAUCUGGAUGGUGGCAGUGCUGCGAAUCCCUGCUUUGAUCAGGUUCAUGGUUUGGUUACUAGCUGAUAUUGAUAGAGUGUAAUUGCUGUAGACAACACUCCAGAAAAAUAUGGACUGUUCUGAGGAUCACAUCAUUGUAACACUACUAGUGCUGGUAUUG
Molecule: messenger RNA, 1198 nt
Organism: Branchiostoma belcheri (Belcher's lancelet)
Lineage: Eukaryota; Metazoa; Chordata; Leptocardii; Amphioxiformes; Branchiostomatidae
Exons: 6
Coding region: 292-1104 (270 amino acids)
Source: RefSeq, a predicted model, not a curated record